UUCGCCACUGUCAAGGAUGGCGGGAAAAACUCUGCGCUGGGGAGGAAAACACGCCUUGGACCUGAGGGUAAAAAGUUGGGGAGAGCCGAGAAGAAAACCCUCAGCAACAUGAAGGGAGACGAAGGUGUACAAGACUCGACCAUUAAUACGGCAAUUAACUCGAUGGGCAGCAACGACCACGGCAGAGAACGUCAACGUCGGGAGGCACCAAGACCUACACUAACGUCAGCCACACGACGCAGCACUGAGGCAGAAAACCACAAACAAAUGACAAAGGUAAAUAUUCGUAAUGGAAAAAUGGAAGAGAGAGAAUACAAGAGAAGAAAUUUCACACACACAGAUGAAAGGGGUGAAAAGAGGAAGAAGAUGAGAGUGAGACAGAAGGUCGGAAAAGGUAGUAAAAGUAGAGAGAACAGGAGAAAGAAGAUGUUAAAAAGUAAAUUGAAGAAGAAAGUAAAACAAGAUAAAUCGGAGAGUUACGAAGAGAAAGUUGAUAACGAAAAACAACUAAAAACUGAUGAGAAAAACAAAAGUAAGAUUAAAACAGCAUCGACGGACAGAAAAAACGUAAAUAACAGCCAAAGGCGAAGAAUGAGGACGAAACCAAAUUCAAGGCUAGACAAAACGCACAAAGGAAAAGUUAAAAAUAAAAGAAAACUCAAACCAAAUGAGAAUAAAGGCAAACAAAACACAAAGAGGAGGAAAAAGAAUAAAAAUAAGAGAGGAGGACAUGGCUUAGCUGGCAAUAAGCGUAUAAACAAACACCAAAACAACAAAAUCAACGAUAAAACAAACUCCACCAAAGAAAAUGGAGAGAAUUUAAGGGGAUACAAUGUUAGAGUAAGGAAUGAAAAGAACUUAACAAUUAAACACGAAAAUAAGAAUAAGAAAAUACGAAAAAACAAAGAAAUCAGUGGGAAGAAGGGGAACGGCAAAGAUGGAAUGAAAAAUAAAGAGAAAGAGAAGGAAGAUGAAAUAAAAAGGCGCCAAAAGGGCAACAGGAGGAAAUAUAUGAUAAAUAGAAAAAGGAAGGAUAAUAAAAUGAACACUGAAAUGAAAGUAAAUGAACGAGAGAAUAAGAGAAGGAAUACGAAGAUAAACAAGAGCAAAGAUGAUGAAAGAGAGAGUAAUAAGAAGAAUACCAAGAUAAGUAAGGAGAUAGAAAAUAACAGAGAAAAAAAGAAUAAUGCAAAGAUAAACAAGAACAGAGAGGAUAAACAAAACAAGAAUAAUAAUGCAAAGAUAAACAAGAAUAGAAAAUAUAAACAAAAAAAGAAGAAUGUAAAGAUAAACAAGAACAGAGAAGAUAAACAAAAGAAGCAAAAUGCUAAGAGAAACAAGAAAACAGAAGAUAAACAAAACAAGAAGAAUGCAGAUAUAAACAAGAACACAAGAGAUAAACAAAAGAAAGCAAAGAUAAACAAAAACAGAACAAACGAUCGAAGGAGUAAGAAAAAGAAUGCGAAGUUGAACAAGGAAAAAGAAAAUAUACGAAAAACUAAGAAAAAAGACGAUAAAUUAACCAAUAAAGGUGAAAAAGGCCGCAAGAGAAAGAAUAAGAAUAAGAAACUGAGUUGUAAAAACAAUAAAAAAUGCACUGUCCAUAAAGGAAAGUGUAAGAGAAAGUGUGGGAAGAAGCAACGUGAGAUCAAGGAUGGUUGUAACAAGAAAGGUAAGAAGUGUAAGUGUUGCGCUUCACAGUGUAAGGCCAAGAAGUCGUGCAAGCGGCGUCACGGCCACUGUGUAGACUCCAAGAAUGACUGCGACGGCAAAGCACUAAAGAAGGGGUGUAAAGGAAAGGGGUGUUUCUGCUGCAUCGCCAGUAAUAAAUGUCGGGGGCAAGAGAAUGAAAAGUGUCUGCAUCACGGAGGAACUUGCAAAAAGUCUUGCAAAUCUGAGUACAGGUACCAGCAUAUCGAGGGAGGUUGUUCCGGAAAAGGCUGUGUAUGCUGCGCUGCCAUGGCUUGUCAGACCUUGCCCUCCUGCACUAGUUACGGCGGCUACUGUGUCACCCCGAGGGAUAUAUGUUACGGAGAACUUUUUGAUUACGGCUGCAAAGGCAAGAAAUGCAAAUGUUGCGUCAAAAGAAGUAUCAAGUUGAUAAUCUACGAGUAUGACAAUCAGUUUCUGGACGCGCAACCCAACCAAAUCUAUUCCUUACCCUAA
Molecule: messenger RNA, 2166 nt
Organism: Homarus americanus (American lobster)
Lineage: Eukaryota; Metazoa; Arthropoda; Malacostraca; Decapoda; Nephropidae
Product: myb-like protein X
Exons: 4
Coding region: 109-2166 (685 amino acids)
Source: RefSeq, a predicted model, not a curated record